This is a messenger RNA of Apis laboriosa (Himalayan honeybee), 7214 nucleotides long. Its product is annotated as proton channel OtopLc-like. Gene Ontology annotation, cellular component: membrane. The transcript has 10 exons. Gene Ontology annotation, biological process: proton transmembrane transport. Lineage: Eukaryota; Metazoa; Arthropoda; Insecta; Hymenoptera; Apidae. The coding region runs from base 1677 to 3395 and encodes 572 amino acids. The record is from RefSeq and is a predicted model, not a curated record. Gene Ontology annotation, molecular function: proton channel activity.
CCGUCGAGGCGACCAGACCGCGAAUCGCGCGAAUCGCGAGCAGAUCCGUGCCUCUUCGCGACGUGUGGCGACGUGUUUGACGAGUGUCGGGGGUUAGUUGGAUCGGUGAUGAACGGUGGUUCGAUCGGUGGCGUAUACGUUUUCUAACGAUUCAUCCGUCGAAUCGUGCCUUUCGCGACACAUUUUCCGCCAAAUUUUUCCACGAAAUUUCGUUUUAUUUUCCUAAUUCGAUUCGAGUCGGCUCUAAUAGAAUCCACUCGUUUUCCAACGCUCGGGAACAGUAUCGGUUAAUUUGUCAACUUGUGAAAGGUAAUAACGCGUGCUCUUGUAUUAUGCACCACAUUGCAUAUUCCGAAAUGGGAAUUGUUCGCGGAAAAACGGUCGCUGCGUCGAGUUUCGCAAAAUUUUCGCACCGCUUUCGAAAAUUCGAGCUUCUCGUCCGUUCGUUGAAACGUUGCACGCGAGUUCUACACUCUUGAAAGAUCGAGUGACUUGUUCGAAAGACACUCGGCCGUCAGAAAUUUCGCCACGACGAUCGAGUCGAGGGAUCCGCGAAGGCGCUUUCCGAGUGGCUUUUGUGCGAUUCGUGGGAAUAGUUGGCACGUGAACCCGCGGAUAGCGUGACACGGUUCACCGGGAUUCGUUUAACGCGAUUCAAACGCGAAAGUUGGUUAAAGUUGGUCCGGUUGGUGGGACAACGCGACAACGGCAGCGUCGGCGUUGCGAUCGUCAAGUCGGAAAUCGCCUUCAAUAAAGUGCAACUUUUACCUCUGUCUCUCGCCUCCUCCUCCUCCUCCUCCUCCUUCUCGUCGUCGACGUCGACGAGUUUCGCUUCGUUUCUAAACGAGAAACGAAAACAAGGAGGAAAGUUUCCCCUCUGGAGUUCCUUCGAGGAGAGAUUAGUUCGGGGUAGAAUCGGUCGUCGAAUCGAUCCGCGAUUCGAACGAGCGGAAAAGAAGAGCGAAAAGAGAGAAGAAUUUAAUAAUUUGGUAGAAAUUGGGAGAAUUUGUCGUGGGUGUGUUCCUCGUGACGCGUCACGAGCGAGCAAUCGCUUUUGUCGCGGCCGUUUAAACGCGACGGGGGCGAGGGAGGAGGAAAAAGAAAGUUGGCCGGCCUGCUAAAAAUUCAAAACGCGGGCGAAUUUUCCCCGGGAAUAAAUUUCCAAGUUUCUCGCGCCGAGAACAGCCGAGCAAAUACGGCGUCGCGAGCUUAUCCAGCAUCUGGAAGAAGCUGGAAAGUUUGACGCAUUGCCGGUGAAUAAACCGAAACGAUUGUUACGCAACGUUUGCGCAAAGGGAAAAGGGGGUGGAGAAGAAGUUUUUAACCCCGCUAGUGCUAUCCAUCGAUCCCGAGGACAACGACGAUAGACUAUGAAUAAUAGUCAAUCCAAUAUAACGACAACGACGUGAGUAACUGGUAACAAUGUAUAUCCCCGCGCGUUAUAUACAGCGCGUCGUGAUCGAAAGUAUAUUUUCAAAUAACGAUAUCUGGUGGGGAAAAAAGUUGCGAGUUGAAAAAUCGCGAUGCGCCGCCAUCGAUAACCCUAUCGUCAGAGGCUGAUGGGAAAGAGUGCCUGUUGUCGCCUCGAGGAAGGAUGUCGCAUUCACGGAGACAAAGCAUGUCCUUCACAGCCGUUAUGAACCAUCGAAGAGGUCUUCUCGGGUAUAGGCAGCAACAUGUCGCUACCCUCGUGCAUCCCUCAAGACCAAGAGUUUUUACCGGGUCAAACGGGAACGGGGUGCAAAACGCAAUUGUUGUUGAACAAUCGGAAUCAAUCGGGGGAGAAGAACGAGCACGAGGCGCAAAAGCAACGACCCAAUUUUCUCCCACUGGCACCUGUUGGCGCUGGUUGCGUGAGCGUCAACACUCUGGAUCCAAUGAAAGCGAAGCAACGGAUGAUGGAAGAGAAAUCAAAGUCAACGGAGAGGAGGAAUUGCCACGCGGAAAUGGUGUCCAUCACGAGCACCCUUUACGCGAAAUUGUUGAUCGUGAUAGGGUUAGCCGUGCCCAUAACGGCCAGCGUGACGGAGAGAGUUCCAGCUUCGUUGAAUCAGGGUUUCUAUUUGUAUCUGUACGUGGUCAGCGUGGCAUUCGUGAUCUCGAUGUACGUAAUCGUAUUAAGAGACAAAGCUGUUUGGAAUGUGAAGCGGAGGAGCGGAGGGGGGAAGGAGCAGGCGUUGAAAUACGACGAGAAGGGGGAUCGCGUAAAUCCUAGUCAGACGCAACAGUACGGGAGCUUUUGUCUGAGACUCGGCGCUGUGGGAUUUGGCGCUGGCUCGUUGGUAUUUACGGGAUUGCAAAUUGGGGCGGAAAUAGCUUCCGGCCCGUUCAGGGCGAUUACACCGGGUGCCAGGCUGCUGCUGGUCACGGCCCAGAUGCAUUUUAUAUUUCUCAACAGUAAAAGUCUCAGCUUGGCCAAGCACACCGCACUUGCCAAGUUAGGUCUGAUGCACAUGAUCGCGACGAAUCUCUGCGAGUGGUUACAGGCGUUGGUCGAGGAAACGCAGCACGAGAUCGAUCAGCUAGGCGACACGCACGACGACGAUGACGGGAUACUGAAAUCGCUUCUGAGGGACGCGAGCCCGUUCCUUUUCCCGUGCACAAUUGAAUUCAGUUUAAUUUGCGCGGUGAUACUGUUCGAGAUGUGGAAGAGGGCGGACGAGAGGAUCGAUGCAAAGAGCGAGACCCCGGCCAGAUCUUCGUAUCAUCUUAGCAUAGAUUGCAGCAGCUCUCACAGAGGUCUCUUCGGCGGGAUAUUGAUCGUUGCGGCGACUAUAUUGAGCUUGAUCAUGUUCUUCGUCCUGAAGGAGACGAAAAUGGAGAUUGCGAUCGUUCAGGUCACCGCGCUCGACGCCACUAUACUCACGUUAGGUAUGAUCGCUUCGAUCGCGGGCACGUUGAAGUUGCAAGCGUUGCAGCAGAAGAUUAUCAAACCAUCGGACUUGGACACCACGCUGUUGGCAGCGGCUCAAGCCGGGGUCUAUCUGCAUUGUCUGUUCGGGGUUGUUGGUGAUAUAUUGACAAUGGGACCGACCUGGGCGUUAUCGUUGAUCACAGAUUUGUUGGCCUUAAUGCAGAGCACCAGCCAGACGUUGCUCAUCAAAAUCGCAUGGGGAAGACGUUGUUCGAGAAACGACAAACCCGGCAAGGAAUUAAUCACAUUCCUAAUAGUCGUCAACAUCGCGUUGUGGACGGUGAACACUCUGGAGAAAUCUCGCGCGGGUGUCCGUCCGGAUCAUCUGCGAUUCUUCGGAGUAUGGGCAUGGACGAUUAUCACACACGUGUCUAUGCCAUUGGCUAUAUUCUAUCGGUUCCACUCGGCCAUAUGCCUGUUCGAGAUAUGGAAGACGUGCUACAAAUGCAGAUCGAACAGCGUCGUCCAUACACCCUACUGAAUCAUCGAUUAUUCGUUCGAAACGAAUGUUGAUCCCUUAAUAGUUCGUUGAAUUAUUUAACGAAAUUGUUACUUUUAAUAAAAAGCGAAACUACGAGGAGAAAACGAAAAACGCGUUCGAUCUCGUUUCUCUUUAAUUAACCAUUUAACCGAGAGGAGGAGGGAGGGAAGAAAAGGAGCGAUUCUCCUUGGAGAAUAACAACAUUACGAGACUCGCAAAAGGUAGACUUGUCCGCAACGUUUACGUAGUACGUUGCACGGUAACUUCUAAGCUGGCUCCAAAGACAAAGGGUAAAAGGGGCGCAGUUUCAAAGCUGGUGGUGCUCCGUGGUGGGCCGACGACGUGGACGAGGACGGGGACGAGGGCGCGACGUGGCAUGGCCGACGCGAAUCGAUAGAGAGGGGUGCGUACUACUUUUAUCGGUGUACCACACGGAAAAGAUAGACGGUAACGAUGAUGGUGGACGGUCGACGGUUUGAUACGGUUUACGGUAAACACAUUUCGGUAGCAAUCACAUCACGGGGAAAGCAAGCCUCGGCCGCCGGCUGCAGCGAGAAGUAGGUGAUGCUUGGGUGGUUGGAGAAAGCGAGCGAGUGGUCGGUGAAGAGCUCUUAGCCAACCCUUUGUUGCUCCUGCCACCGCUGUUGCGUCCCUCUUCCUUCCUUCGUCGCUCCUCCAACCCCUCCCGCUCCCCUCCCUUCCAACUCCUAAACGGAGCGCACUCUUGACCAAAGGCCUCUGAUUUACUUAGCCUAUCGAGUGCUCUCGGACUCGUCUCGACCAAGAAUACCACGUACGCGUGUUCGCCGUGUACACCGUGUUCCGAAAUUUCCAACUUAAUGCUCCACUUACUGUCCGUCCAUCUUCCGCGCCGAGAUUUCCUCAUUGCCCGCCCGCCCUUGUGUAAAUAACUUUCAGUUGGAGGAGGAAAUUGGAACGUCCCAACAUCUCCUCCACGAUUUCGUUCCCUCGCGUUUUUCUCGAACGAACGUGUGUAAAGUGUCGCGAAUCGAUAAUCGUUCCGAGGAAUUUUGCCGAAAAAGAAAGAAAAAAAAAAAAAAAAAAAAAAGAAAGAAAGAAAAACGCGCAUGAAUCUUCUUUCGCGAAAGGAGAAAGAACGGAGGGUGUUUGGUUGGCAAUCCUCUAACGUAGGUUUUGUUUUUUUUCCGGAUUUAAACCGGGGAUUUACCUACGUGUCUACGCCGACCGGCCUGCCUACCACCACCGGCAUCGAAUGCAAUCUGCAACGCGCAACUGCAAUGGCGAGAAAGAGAAAUCUUAGAUUCGCCCUCCUACGGGGCCGGAUAUCGAUGACCGUGUACAACGUGCUCCAACAAAAUCGCCAGGAACUGGAAUUUAUUCGAAACGAAUGGCGCGUGCGACUAUGAAUGAAAUUCGUAUGUCAAUCUAGCGCCAUCAGUCGCAAUCCAUUUACCUAAUUUAAUUUACCGUGGAAUUUAAAGUCGCCCCAUAAGCGGGGAUCGUAAUUGUCGUAUAACGAGUCAUCUAUUAACGAUAAUAGUUAUUAUCGGGUUGAAUCGGCCACGCAACGAGAAUAUCGAUUAUUAUUAACGACGAGAUUAUUUAUAGCGGGUACGCCUUGAAAGCGAAAUAAUCAAGGACCGUGCGCGAAUUUGCAUUUAACAUUCCGCAACGUAUGCGAAAACAACAUUUCGCGCGAAUUCAACCAUUUUCGCGAUAAUUCGGAGAACGGUGGAACGCCCCUUCGAUCGGUCAUGGAAAAAUCUCGCAAUUUAUCGGGUUUACCUAUCCUGUCGAUUCCACGUUGGCAGGAAGGAAACGGGGAGAACGGAAAAAGAGGAAAAGGCGAUGCGACAGCGACAGGACGAGGAAACCUUGAUAUAUCCGCCAAACACAAGGAGAGAGAGAACGCCUUGGCGGAUUUAUCGGAGCCGCAGAUAAUGGAUGGUCUUCGCAGCAGGGAAACUUUUUUAAAUAAUACAACGUGCAACUCUUGCGGAAACGCUUCGAUCCUACGGCGAUUCGAAAUACCGCUUAUAUAUAUAUAUAUAUAUAUAGAGGAAACUGCAUCCCCCCUUCCUCUUCUUCCUCGCAAAUACCGCGGGGAAAAUAAUGGUUCGCCAAAAAGUGCAAUAGCCAAUUUCUUGUCGUGAUGUCGGGCAUGGUCAUCAUCGCUGCGAGGGUGAAAACGUAUCGAUACGUGAAAUCAUCGAGCGUUCGAAAUAAAAUUAUCUCCGGUGAGCGCGGAGCGUAAAGGAGCCCGUGCGAAGGGUCAGCGGCGGUUCUCUUUCUCGACCCAAUUACACGGGGCUUUAAUGAAUUUUCGAUAUACUCCGCCGCUACGUAAAGCGCGGUGAUAAAAAGAACCGGUAAAAACAAGUAAAUUAUUCGGUGGCUGUCGAUGCGGCCGAAAUAAGAGUUGGAAGGACGAGACUUUGGCGAAAGAAAUGACAGUGGUAUUAGCGGAACAACUACCACCAUCGGCAAAUACCAUCGGCGGUGGUAGUCGAUUGGACGAUCCUCGGGAAUGUAUUUAAUUCGAUUGGACUCUGCCGCCAUCUGGACGAGACAAGAGAGAAGAAGGGAGGGUGACUCGAAGCUGGGGUGAGGGAACCUCUGUUUCCGCCGGAAAUGAGACCUUCGCGACUCGUACUCCCAUCCUCCGCUACCCCUUUUGCCUCCUCCUCAACGCCCUCUCGAGCCUCCUCAACCCGGCUGUGGUCGUUCCCCUAACCGAAACAUCUAUCGCCCUCUAUCUCGAGGGCGAGAAUGCAAAUUGUAUUUAUAUUCCAUCUCUCGUGGCCAGAUAAAUAUUUCAACCAACCAUGCUUACCUGUGUUUCCCGCGAAACUUGUUUUCUGGGGAUCAGAAUUCUGGGGAAAUCAUUGAAAUCCACUUCCCGAGUUAUUCGCGUUUCCCACUUUUUACAAUCUUCACCGGUUUUCCUUCUUCUUCGUUUCUUCGCUUCUCUUCUUCUCUCUUUCGAAUAUUUAAAUUAUAAAUAUUUAUCAAUAUGUGUGUGUAUGUGUGUGUGUAUAUUGCAAAAUUCUAAUUCCUCUGGUCGAAUGUGCGAUUGAAAAUAACCAUAAUGAUUUGACAGAUAAUAUCGUCGAUCGCUCGAUCGUUUAUUGCGAUUUGAUUCGAUUUGCGAUUGAAAUGCGUACUCGUGUUUCGAGGAAUUAAAAUAUAAACGAAUCCUAUCAUUUCUAUGAUAUCGUGUUUCCUGCUAUGACAAAAACUGCACAAUGGACGAAAGUGAACAUCUUAAUAAAAAAAAAAAAAAAUAAAAAAAAUAGUAAAAAAGUAGACGAAACGAGGAAAAAUUAGAGUCGAAAAGGCUUACUAAUGCUCUCUCGCAGCUCCCAUGAAUGUCGCUUGGUCUCCGAGGAUGUAAUUUUCGCUGUAUGCCCGGAUUAGAAGCCAGCUCGUCGGGGGUUCCACGUUAUGCCGCUUGAUAAGUAUUGCCCAUACCUCUUGAAUACACUAGAACUGGAAAAGGGAUUCGAGAUGAUCUCAAAGCGAUCGAUUGGCCUCGACAUGACGUCACGGGUCACGGCGAUAGGCUGCUGUUAUGUCUCGUUAAGAAUCCAGGUACUAUAAUAGCACGGAUUAAUGAUAAGAACAUAAGGGCGAAGCAACCAUGCAGAGUGUUGAAACGUAAAAGCUAUUAUUACGAUACCUGUCGUUGCUACUUCAGCGAGAUUGAUUUUACUUAAUGUCUCGAGAGAAAAAACUUCGUCGACCUUCUCGGAUACCUAAAUCUUAAGAAACCAAUAAGUUUAUAGUAUAUAAAUAUGCAAUAUAUAUAAUUUUAUAUAUAAAUUUUUUUAUAUUACA